AUGAAGACUGUGCACCUCCGGAAAACAUAUAGGGCGAUCCUGGAGUUGCCAUUGAGGCCUCUGAGACAUGUUUCCGAAUCCGUCAUGGAAAGGAUUGAAAGAGAGGCCAGCAAUUUGUGGGUGGACUUUCUCAGCAGCUCACGCUUGAUGAUUGCUUGGGCAGAAGACUGGCCUCAGGGAUUUAUUGGCCUCGUCUUGGUGCUCAGAUACACGCUUCCAGAUGAAGGGGUCAAGGGCAUUGGCUUUGCAGGCAUAUCAGCAGCGAUCAGCCUGUCGAAGGGACUUCUGAUCCCGACGUUCCAGAAAGCCAUGUUUGAGCGGCGUCGCCAAGAAGUGCAGCAAAGCUUGGAGCAUCUUGUAGGUUCCGACAAGGCCCUUUCGGAGCUCACCGACAGGUUGCUGGAGGCCCCGGGAAGGAUCCCUCGUGGUCAGAUAAAGAAGUUGUCGCAAGAGGUGCUGGAGGAGCUUUCGGACGACGUCUUGAGGCGCUUCAAUGUGGGAGAGCGUGAGCUCUUUCUUCCAAUCAUUUCAGAGCGUGACAGUUGGUUGAAGCAGUGCAUGUCUGAGGACAGGUUCGACACUGUAGUAGCCAAGCUAGUUGCUAUAUAUGUCAAAGGUGAUGCCUCAGCAGCCGACCUCAAAGCCGCACAGUAUUUAGCUGGAGAUUGCAAAAGAGCUGGCUUCUCCUGCGAAGAUUGCAAGAACGUCGGUUACAGUGCCGAGAGCUGCCGAAAAGGUGGCUUUUCAUGUCCCGAGUGCCGAGCGGUGGGACUCGUCCAAACCGCCGGAGAUUGUAAGGAAAGUGGCUUCACCUGUCCGGAUUGCAAAGCAGCGGGCUUCUCGGCGACAGAAUGCCGUGUCGCGAGCUUCUCUGUGAGAGAGUGCCGACAUGCAGCCUUCACGCUUGGUGAGUGCAAAGCUGCGGGCUACUCUGCAGAGGAGUGCAAAGCUGCGGGUUGCUCUGCGGAGGAGUGCCAGCUUGCGGGAUAUUCAGCCAGAGAGCUGAAGCCAGUUGGCUUUUCGGCCGCUGACCUCAAAAAGGCGAACUUUCCGGCCGCCGAGCUCCGCAAAGCGGGCUUCAAUGCGCGGGAAUUCAUGGAUGCAGGGUACUCGGCCGCUGAUUGCAAAGAGGCGGGAUUCUCAACUUCUGAGUGUAGCGGUGUCUAUCAGGACAAGGAGCUACAAAAAGCUGGUUUCACACGCGCGCUGUUGAGUCGUUUAGGACUUCGCCGUUCGCCGUAA
Messenger RNA from Symbiodinium sp. CCMP2456, 1242 nucleotides. Lineage: Eukaryota; Dinophyceae; Suessiales; Symbiodiniaceae. The record is from the annotation of a GenBank genome assembly.